GUUCCCCGGAGGAUGGAGCCGGCGUCGGUGAGGACGAAAGUCCCCUCCUUCCUGUCCGACCUGGGGAAGGCCACGCUCCGGGGUAUCCGGAAAUGUCCCCGCUGCGGCACUUACAACGGCACCCGAGGCCUGAGCUGCAAGAACAAGAACUGCGGGACCGUCUUCCGCUACGGCACGCGCAAGCAGCCCGGCGUCGACGCCGUCAAGAUCAUCACCGGCUCCGACUUACAGGUUUAUUCGGUGCGGCAGAGGGACCGGGGACCGGAUUACCGGUGCUUCGUGGAGCUGGGGGUCUCGGAGACGGCCAUCCAGACGGUAGACGGGACCAUCAUCACGCAGCUCAGCUCCGGCCGCUGCUACGUGCCUUCGUGUCUGAAAGCGGCCACGCAAGGCGUGGUGGAGAACCAGUGCCAGCACGUCAAACUGGCCCUGAACUGCCAGACCGAGGCGACCCCCCUCACCCUGAAAAGCUCGGUGCUCAACUCCAUGCAGGCUUCGCCCGAAACCAAACAAACCAUAUGGCAGCUGGCGACCGAGCCCACGGGACCGCUGGUGCAGCGGAUCACCAAGAACGUCCUGGUGGUGAAGUGCAAGGCCAGCCAGAAGCACAGCCUCGGCUACCUGCACGCCUCCUUCGCCCAGAAAAUGAGCGCCAAGACGCUGACGGACCACAGGUUCUCCUGCUCCUGCCAGGCUCUGAAGCCCGGCAAGGGCGGCCCGGCCGAGGAGGAGGCGCCGGCACCGCCGCGCUGCAUUCACUUCUUCGCCUGCAUCUGCGCCUUCGCCAGCGACGAGAGCCUGGCGCAGGAGUUCGCCGACUUCCUCGCCUACGACUCCGGCGGUCUGAAAGGGAUGGCGGUCCCGCAGUUGGUGAGCGGCCCCGAUUCCACGGUGCGGGCUGGGGAGGCGGCUGCUGCGAAGCCCAAGAAGAGGAAAAAGGACGCGACGCCCGGGACGCAGGCGACCAGCCCUCUCCUGGCUCAAGACCCGGCUCACAGCAACCCCAGGAGAAGCAGCCUGAAGAAGCCGGCCGUCGCCUCCUCGCUGAAAAGACACGGCUGUACCCAGCUGCUGGACGAGUCACAGGUGACCCUCUCCUUCCAGGACUGGCUGGCCAGCGUCACCGAACGCAUCCAUCAAACCAUGCAUUACCAGUUUGAGGGCAAGCCCGAGCCGCUGGUGUUCCACAUCCCUCAGGCUUUCUUUGAUGCGCUGCAGCAGAGGAUCUCCAGCGGGAGCACAAAGAAGAGGCUGCCCAACUCCACUACAGCUUUUGUCCGCAAGGACGCCCUUCCCCUGGGCACCUUCUCCAAGUACACGUGGCACAUCACCAACGUCCUGCAGGUCAAGCAGAUCUUUGAUACGCCCGAGCUGCCGCUGGAGAUCACACGCAGCUUCAUCCAGAACCGGGACGGGACCUACGAGCUCUUCAGGUGCCCCAAGGUGGAGGUGGAGAGCAUCGCCGAGGCCUACGGGCACCUGGAGAAGCAGCCAGCCAUCCGGCCCCUGGAGCUCAAGACCUUCCUCAAAGUGGGAAACACCUCCCCCACGCAGAAGGAGCCCACCCCCUUCAUCAUCGAGUGGAUCCCCAACAUCCUCCCCCAGUCCCGCAUCGGCGAGCUCCGCAUCAAGUUCCAGUACGGCCACCACGGCGGCCCCCAGCCCGGCGCCGACCACCGGCCCCCCGCCGCCGUCGAGCCGCCGCUGGAGCUCACCCCGCUCACCACCAUCACCUUCCCCUGAGACCCCCGGGGGGGGCACAGCACCCACC
Harpia harpyja (harpy eagle) is the source of this 1771-nucleotide messenger RNA. RefSeq names its product chromosome 13 C2orf42 homolog (gene C13H2orf42). The record is from RefSeq and is a predicted model, not a curated record. NCBI's taxonomy places the organism in Eukaryota, Metazoa, Chordata, Aves, Accipitriformes, Accipitridae. Gene Ontology annotation, cellular component: nucleus. Bases 13 to 1743 code for a protein of 576 amino acids. The transcript is spliced from 8 exons.